Messenger RNA from Triticum aestivum (bread wheat), 2432 nucleotides. RefSeq names its product rust resistance kinase Lr10-like. Bases 529 to 2280 code for a protein of 583 amino acids. Lineage: Eukaryota; Viridiplantae; Streptophyta; Magnoliopsida; Poales; Poaceae. Gene Ontology annotation, biological process: protein phosphorylation. The transcript has 4 exons. Gene Ontology annotation, molecular function: protein kinase activity; ATP binding. The record is from RefSeq and is a predicted model, not a curated record.
AAGCCUGUGAGUGUAACAAGGAGCACAUGUAGUUAAAUUAAGCGAGAAUGUACGGUUUGCUUGCAUGAUAGCUGUGUGGAUAAGGAGGGAUUCCAAUUGCCAAUGAAACUUCCGACGUGCUGCGUAUCAGAAAAAUGAAGAAGCGCUACUAUUCAGUGCUGGCUUGCUGUCAAUGUAGAUUAGUCAGAGAUUCGUCCUCCAAUGGCUUCACUACAAACAAAGAGCAAUAAUAUAUGGCUUCCUUUUCACCACGACUGGUACAUGGGCAUGACUACUGGACACAAUUGGAUGUGGAAUGGAAUGUCACAUCCAGUAGACCAACUGGAACUUUUCUUCUUUUGCCAUCACGACCAUAUAGAACCAGUCAGUCAUCAGGCAACUGAUCUUCUUAACCAGCUAUUGUAUCAUCUACAUGCAUGUGCGAUUCUUUGAACCAGUCUGCCAUGGUGAGAGCUACUGUGUUCCACCAUCUCACUGCCUUGAAAGCCUCAACUGCCUUAUUUGUGCUUGCAGUUCUUGUUCCAAAUUAUGUUCAAGGGCGACUUCAUUGGCAUGAUUGUCCUCCUUUUUCAUGUGGCCCUCUUAGGGAGGUAUCGUCGCCAUUUCGUCAGGCAGUGCCCUCUUCCUAGCUGGAAUCGGCCUUUUAAUGAACACAAAUAUGGUCCAGAUGUUUCACACCCUGAAGUUGAAUUAGCACCUCGUGCAUACAGUUUCGCAAGCUUUGUUAGAUGUUCUCAGGAAGUAAGGAACAAUGGUAGGUACAUGCCUGUCACUUGCAUGAGCACCAGCUAUUCGUUUGUCUAUGUGUUAACUGGCAUGGACUCUGGUGCUGUCGGGAGCCUCGAGCCUUCUUGUGGAUAUCUGGCAAUGACUCCUUUAGGUAGUCGGGCAGCGAAUGCAAGUUAUGCAGAGACCAUUGAACUCAUGAGGACCGGAUUCGCUGUUCGAUUUCCCACUGGGGGCAUCACUGAGUGCCUAAUGAAGUUGGUACGCGAACGUGAUGAAACAAAUACUAUUGAGGACUGGGCUUUGUUAUUUUUUUCCAUUGAACUCAGAUUCUGGAAUUGUGUGGUUUCUGUUGUUCCAUUGCAUGACAACAUUGCUUGGUCCUUAGGCACAUAUAUAAUAGCUCUUGCCAUCUGGCUCGUGAAGUGCAUUGCUGUACUAUGCAGAUUCAUGUUGGCACCCAUAGCUGUAUUGAUCUUCCUUGCUCACAAAUAUUGGAAAACAAGGAUAACAAUCGAUGCAGUAGAGAAGUUCCUUCUAAUGCAGCAAAUGUUGGGUCCAACAAGGUAUGCCUACACUGACAUCACCGCAAUCACAAACCAUUUCAGAGAUAAGCUGGGUCAGGGAGGCUACGGCUCGGUGUUCAAGGGUGUGCUAUCACCAGGCAACGUCCAUGUCGCGGUCAAGAUGCUGGAGGGUAACUCCAAUUGCAAUGGAGAAGAUUUCAUCAGUGAAGUUGCCACCAUUGGCAGGAUCCACCACGUCAAUGUUGUGCGUCUCAUGGGGUUCUGCCCGGAAGAAAUGAGACAAGCACUCGUCUACGAGUACAUGCCUCGAGGUUCUUUGGACAAAUACAUCUUCUCAGCCAAGAAGAGUUUCUGUUGGGACAAGCUCAUGGAGAUUGCUUUAGGCAUUGCCAGGGGUAUCCAUUACCUGCAUCAGGGUUGUGACAUGCAGAUUCUGCACUUUGACAUCAAGCCACACAACAUCCUUCUCGACAGCAAUUUUGUCCCCAAACUUGCUGAUUUUGGUCUUGCCAAACUGUACCCAAGGGACAACAGUUUCGUGCCAUCAAGAGCCCUGCGUGGAACAAUCGGGUACAUAGCUCCUGAGAUGAUAUCUCGGAGCUUUGGCGUCAUAUCGAGCAAGUCGGAUGUUUACAGUUUUGGGAUGCUGCUGUUGGAGAUGGCCGGAGGAAGAAGGAAUGUUGAUCCGAAUGCAGCGCACUCGAGCCAGGCAUACUACCCAUCAUGGGUGUAUGAUAGGCUAACUCAGCAAGAAUGGGGUGAGAUAUCUGUUCAUGUCGUUGACAUGCAUGAGCUGGAGAGGAAGCUGUGUAUUGUCGGACUAUGGUGCAUUCAGAUGAGGUCUCAAGAUCGACCCACGAUGGGCGAGGUUAUAGAGAUGCUGGAAGGCUGUGUCGAGGGCUUGGAGAUGCCUUCGAGGCCAUUGUUCUGCGAUGAAGGACACACCCAUACUGAGGAUACUUAUCAUUUGUCGUCCGAGUUGACUGAAAUAUCGGAGGAGGAUAUGAGUGAAAAUAUCAUUGUGUGAUGUAAUGUAUGAUUAAGUUGAAGCACUUUGCUUGCAAAAGGUUCAAGUUAUGGUUGUAUAAAAUAUUCCGACUCUUGCUGUGAACUUUUAUGUGGGAGCAUGUAAUGUAAUGUAAUACUAGCAGUUUAAAAAAUAGAGAGGAUGGAGGGAAA